AUGUCGUCUAGAGAUAAAGGCCGUGGUCGCAUGCCAGUUGACAGGCGACGUGGCAGCAUGUCUUCUAGGUACCGCAGUAUAUCGCCACCGUUGCCACCGCCGCCGCGGAUGCAGCGCAAGCGUAAGCCGAUCAGCCCAAACUACAGUUCUUACUACCGUGACAGAUUCGGAAGUCACUCGCCGGAAGAAUACAAAAACCUGAGACUGACCAACAUCGAUCCGAAGGUGUCCAACGAGCGGUUGAGGGAAAUCCUGGACAAGUAUUUCUCGACGUUUGGCGAGAUGAACGUGAAGGUGGUUCGGCAUUUGGAGCCGGAUGACAGGCUGGCUUACGUGAACUUCGAAAAUCCACGUGCGGCUAAAGAGGCAAAACGACGCUGUUUGGCCAGUUUGUACCCGGUUUUAGGCCGGCACCUGAAGGUCGAUCCUGCCGGAGUGAUCCGGGAUCAGGACGGGCGCUUUGUGAUGAGGUCGACGUCGCGACGUUCUUCUAGUCCCUUUCAGCUUUCCGACUCCGGACGUUACAGCCGAAAUCAGAAUGAUCGUGUUGACAACGGAUACGGGCGAUACAAGUUGCAGGACUAUGACAACUUUGGACCACCAUCUCGGCACGAAUCCAGUGAGUACGAAUAUGCAAACUACCCGCCGAAACGACGCCGCUAUUCUAGCGAGUGCAGUGCCGACAGCAACUCACUAGAAGAGGCCAAUUCGACGAGAACCCUUUUCGUCGGAAACCUGGAAUACGACAUGACGUUGACUGAGUUGAAGCGCUCGUUUAGCAAAUUUGGUGUCAUCGAACAGGUGGACAUCAAGACACCAAACGAAGGUCCGGCGUACGCGUUUGUCCGCUAUCAGAACCUGGCGAUGGCCAGGGAAGCGAAGCGGUCGAUGAACGGCCACUACGUUCGCAACCUUCGCUGCAAGGUCGGCUACGGCAAGCCGUUGCAAAGUCGACGUCUUUGGGUCGGUGGACUCGGGCCCAACACGUCCCUGGCCUGGCUCGAGAAAGAGUUCGACCGUUUUGGCGCUAUCGAGAAGAUAGAUUUUAUUCGAGGUGACAAUCACGCUUACGUGCUAUUCGCCAGCACCGAGGCAGCCAUCGAGGGCUGGAAGAAAAUGAAAGGAACCCGCAUAAAGGACGGCUCAGAGUUUCGCUUGCUUCAGGUACAUUACAUGUGA
Soboliphyme baturini is the source of this 1179-nucleotide messenger RNA. Lineage: Eukaryota; Metazoa; Nematoda; Enoplea; Dioctophymatida; Soboliphymatidae. The record is from the annotation of a GenBank genome assembly.